Messenger RNA from Penicillium olsonii, 495 nucleotides. The record is from the annotation of a GenBank genome assembly. NCBI's taxonomy places the organism in Eukaryota, Fungi, Ascomycota, Eurotiomycetes, Eurotiales, Aspergillaceae.
AUGUCUCUCUUCCGCACUAGCUUCCCUGGCUCCGGCGAGUUCUCGCCUCUCUUCCGUCUCCUUGACGACUAUGACGUCCACCGUUCUGCUCGCAACCAGCCUGCAACUCAAACCUUCUCGCCUCGCUUUGAUGUCCACGAGACGGAAGACUCCUACCACCUCGACGGUGAACUCCCUGGAAUUGCCCAGAAGGAUAUCGACAUCGAGUUCGCCGACCACCAAACCCUGGUCGUGAAGGGUCGCACCGAGUAUGAGCGUCGUACCUCCGACCAGGACGCCGACGAAGACUCCCAGCAGACGGAGUCCGACUCUCAGGCCAAACCCACUCGUCGCUUCUGGGCCACUGAGCGCUCUGUUGGCGAGUUCCAGCGCACUUUCUCCUUCCCCAGCCGCGUUGACCAGGACAAGGUCAAGGCCAGCCUGAAGGACGGCAUCCUUUCCAUCGCGGUGCCCAAGGCCACUGCUGCCGCGACCAAGAAGAUUACCAUCGAGUAA